UUCAGCGGCAGGAGGCUCUGCUGAAGGGAGGAGUAGAAAACGGAGCCAGGGAGAACGAGAGAGAGAGAGGACAGGGAAAGAAAGGAGAGAAAAGAAGGGAGAGUCUGUCAUGAGGACAGAGAGGGGGAAGGAGGAGAGGAAAAUAAUUAUAAUCUGUCUGAAAAAAGGACCAAAGAUCCAAGAACUGUGUUUUGGUUGCCUUUUUCUGUUUUCUCUUGACAAGGACAAGGGGACCGAGAGGAAUACUAUUUUUUAUCCUUGCUGAUGCUUUUCUCAAUGCUCUCAUGCAGGAGGCAUGCUCAGAAGUAGUGUGAAAGGAGGCAGAGAAGGAGAUUUAAAGAUGGAACGGGCGGAAAGUACCAAAACGUACGGCCAYGCAGAGGGCAAAGCUGUUGGCGUGGCAGCCAAGAGGGGCAAGUCGGGGAUGCCCCAGAGUGCCCAGCGAGGGGAACUGAGGGUGUACCGUGCAGGUAGCUCUGAAGGGCGGCUGCCUGUGUCCUCCAACCUUCGCAAGCAGAGGUCCCUGACCAACCUGGCCGUGCUCACCGAUGCAGAGAAGAAGAUGCACCUCUACGAGCCCAAGUGGUGUGAUGACAUGGCCAAGCCUGGAGCGGGGCAUCUCAAGACGGGCAAGCCCAAGCUGGCAGGAGGGGGUGGCAGUGGCGGAGGAGGGGGCGCGCCACUCUCACGCAACCUCUCCAAGUCAGAGCACUCUCUCUUCCAGGGCAAACCCAAACCCUUCAGCCCACUGGCGGCUCCUUCUGGCCUGGUCAGACCCGGUCAGAGCCGGAUCCCUAGGGGUCCCUAUGCAGAGGUGAAGCCCCUGAGUAAGGCCCCUGAGGAUGGCAAAUCUGAUGAUGAGAUCCUCUCCAGCAAGGCCAAGGCUGUCAACAAGAAGCAGGUGGCGGGAGCUUCUGGGGAGGCAGGGGCCAAGGGCCAAGGGGAUGGGAGCCAGUCCUUCCUCAAGGUGGAUCCAGAGCUGGUAGUGACUGUCCUUGGUGACCUGGAGCAGCUUCUCUUCAGCCAGAUGCUGGACCCAGAGUCUCAGAGGAAACGCACGGUGCAGAACGUCCUUGACCUCAGACAGAACCUGGAAGAUACCAUGUCCAGUCUACGGGGUGCCCAGCUCAGCCAUGGCUGUCUGGAGAGCAGUAAUGUUUGCUAUGACAGUGACGAAACCAACGCCCGCAGCAUGUCCAGUCUGUCCAAUCGCUCGUCUCCUCUCUCCUGGCGCCACGGUCAGUCCAGCCCCCGGCUGCAGGCUGGAGACGCCCCCUCGUCCACGGGCAGCGGCGUGUACCAUGGGGGAAAGGCCGGGUCCCAGUAUACGGCCCACACCAUGCCUGCCCGAGUCUCCAGCCGUCUCAGCCACUCCUCCCGAAUCGAGCUCAUCGAAGGACUGGAUGUGGACGAUGCUGACCUCAAGUCUGGUUACCUGAGCGACAGCGACCUGCUGGGAAAGAGCAUGCCAGAGGAUGACGAUGACAACCUAGCCAAUGGUUGGGAUGAGAGCAGCUCCAUCAGCAGUGGGCUCAGCGAUGGCUCUGUAGACAACCUCAGCUCUGAGGAGUUCAACGCCAGCUCCUCCCUCAACUCCCUGCCCACAACACCCCUCGGCUCCAGACGCAACUCCUCUGUCAUGCUCCGCACCGAUGCUGAGAAGCGCUCCCUGGUGGAGAGUGGCCUGUCCUGGUACAGCGAGGAUGCCAAGGCUGCACGCAAGAUGGACGGGAGCACCUACGAGACAGGGAGCCUCAAAACCGAGACCCCCAGCAAGUGGAGGAAGUCCUCCAGACCCAUGGAGGGUGCUAGUGAGGACGCGGGGGUCAAGGGGGAACUGAGGAAGCCCCAGAGCCUGGGUCAGCCAGGGACCUUUAAAAAGGGACGCAACCCCCCUGUGGGCGUGACCUCACCCAUCACGCACACCUCUCAGAGCGUCCUGAAAGUGGCAGCACCAAAGAGCGACCACAAGGCGGUGGACAAGACCAAGAUGUCUGUGAAGGCUGCUGGGCUGCAGCGCUCCCGUUCCGACGCAGGGAGAGAACACCUCCCGGAGCACCGGGAACACCGAAAGCCCCCGUCAGGCCUGGUCAAGCCUUCCGCCGGGGCCUCGUUCGGCUACAAGAGGUCCCCGACUACCGGCAGUGCCACCGUCAUGACAGUGGGGGGCAGCACCAUCUCUAGUGGCUCUGCCACCGUGGGCAAGAUUCCCAAGUCCUCUGGCAUCCCUGUGAAGCCGAUGGGAGUAGGAGGGGGAGGAAAAGGGGGGCGCAAGAACAGCUUUGACGCCACAGGCAGUGAGGAGGGGGGCUUCCUGGGGCCCAACGCCCGUAACAGCCUCCAGUACCGAAGCCUGCCGCGCCCUGCCAAGUCCAGCACCCUCAGCCUGAUUGGCCGCCCUGGGUCGGCCCGGCCUGCCAGCAGCAGCAUCGACCCCGGCCUGCUGAGCCUGAAGCCUGUCUCCAUGGCCUGCCCUGGCCCCAAGAGGAAAGAGCCCGGCAGUGGAAGCACUAAGGGGGCCAGUCGAGGAGGGAGCACAGGCCCUGUCAACCAGACAGACCGGGAGAAGGAGAAGGAGAGAGCUAAGGCCAAGGCAGUGGCGUCUGAUAUGGACUCCCUGUGUGGCUCCCUGAAGAUGGAAGACUGUCAGGGGGAUUCUACAGGGGAGGCCAGCACCAAACUGCAGGGACUGCGGAGGGCCAGUAGCAGCAAAUACCCCGAGCUCUCCUCGCCCACCAGUCAGAGGAUGCUGAGCUGCAAGUCUCUGGGUCGGCCGCCCAGCCUUGCCCACUUGGACAAGGUCAACUCCAACAGCCUGGACUCGUGCGUGACCAUCCAGGACCUCCCUCCUAAAGUGCCCCCUUACUCUAAGCUCCAGGACCUGGCCGGGUCUGGGUCACGCAGCCCGGCCCCCCGGGGCCUCACCCCUAGCCCAGCCCCCAUCCUGCACUUGGAUUCCCCCAGCUGCUACCCCAGCCAGACCUUGUCCCUGGGGGGCUCUCCGUUGCUGUACCCCAAACUYUCUGGCCUGCACCGCAGCAUGGAGUCCCUGCCCCUCACCAUGAGUGUUCCUCCCAGUGGAGGAUAUAUCCGGGCAGAGUCCCGAGACAGGGACAGGGAUAGGGAGGAGAUGAGGGGCACAGGGACCUGGGUUGCUGGGAGCAGGACCUCCCUCAAUCUCCCAGACAGUUUGCAAACMGACAGGAACACCUUACCUAAGAAAGGAUUAGGGUAUGUCAAUCGCUACAGCUCUGGUCCGUCUGAGGGUCAGUCAGAGGGGAAGGAGAGGCGUCACUCCCACACGGCAGUGAGCCUGACAGAGAGCGAGAGCCCCCCUCAGCUGCCUUCUCCCACCCACAUGCCCCAUCUUUCCUCUGGCAAGGCCGUCCUCACUAACGUGGUUUCCCCCAUCCCGAGCGGUACCUGUGUCCCCAGGAUAACCCGCUCCAACAGUAUCCCCACCAAUGACGCGGCCUUCGACCUGUAUGGCUCCUCUCCACUGGGCAGCAGCGUGUCACUGGCCGACCGGCCCAAGAGCAUGAUGCGCUCUGGAUCCUUCCGUGACCGCGAGCCCACGGAUGACUGUGAGACAGCUAGCACAUUCCAUGGCUCCGUCCUGUCCUUGGCAUCCAACGCUUCAUCCAACUAUUCCUCUACCGAGGAGAGGAUACAAGGAGAGCAAAUCCGCAAGCUGAGACGCGAGCUGGAGAACUCCCAGGAGAAAGUGGCCAACCUGACCACCCAGCUGUCUGCCAACCUAGGCCAGGCUAAUUUGGUAGCAGCAUUUGAGCAGAGCCUGCAACUGAUGACGUCACGUCUGCAGAGCCUGUCGGUCAGCCAGGAGCAGAAGGUACCGGACUCUGAGCUGACUGAUCUGAAGGAGACCAUAGAGAUUCUGAAGACGAAGAACACAGAGGCACAGGAUAUCAUCCAUGUGGCCCUCAGCAACCCUGACAUCACUCCUAAAGAGRUGCAGAUGAAGAGGCAGAACUCGUCCGAGAGCAUCUCCAGCCUGAACAGCAUCACCAGCCACUCCAGCAUGGGCAGUCUGAAGGAGCAGGAGGCCAAGAAGAAGAAGAAGAGCUGGGUCUUUGAGCUGAGGAGUUCCUUUAACAAGGCGUUCAGUAAGAAGGGGUCCAAGCUCUCUGCGUCAUACGCUGACAUCGAGGAGAUCGCCACGCCAGACUCCUCUGCACCCUCCUCUCCUAAAAUCCCCAUCCACCACYUGGACAGGGAUGUCGAGGAAGAUGGAAAUGGGGACAACCCUCCCUCCAUGAUGAGGUCCUCUGUCUCUYCGUCUUCCUCUGGACUGUGUGAAGGAGGCGAGGAGCCCCCGGAGGAUGAGAAGGUGGUGACCACGCUGCGCUCGGCCCUCUGGGAGAAGGAGAGGAAGCUGACAGACAUCCGCUUGGAGGCCCUUAGCUCCGCCCACCAGCUGGAGCAGCUGCAGGAGGCCAUGAACAACAUGCAGAUGACAGUGGAGAACCUGAAGGCAGAGAAUGACCAGUUAAAGACAGGCGGUCCCUCCACCUCCACCUCCCAGUCCUCCGGCCUGGCAUCACUCGGCACCGCCUCGCCACGCCAAUCUGUUGCCAUGUCUCUGACCAAGACCUUCAGCAUGAGUCUGGGAGAGGGCAGCCCCUCUGACGUGUUCCAGACAGACACCGCUAGCCUCCCCUCUCACAGGGACGACACUCGUGUGAGAGUGGUGGUUCGCGUGGCCAAUCUGCGCGUCUUCAAAGAUGAGGUGAAACAGCAGGACUUCUUCAUCGGAACUGUGAGGGUUAACGGCAGAAUGGACUGGCCUAUGCUGGACUCGGCUGUUGGCCAGGCUUUUAAGGUAUACAUAGCCAAGGUGGACCCCACCUCCAGCCUGGGCCUUACUACAGACUCUGUCUACAGCUACAGUAUGAACCACAUCAGGAGGGUGCUGGGAGGGGAGCUGCCAGAGAGCCAGCCCUCACGCUGUGUCUCCAAGGGGCCCAGCAGCAUCACUGUCACACUCAAAGGUCUGAAGGAGAAGUGUGUGGACAGCCUGGUGUUUGAGACCCUCAUCCCCAAGCCCAUGACCCAACACUACAUCAGCCUGCUGCUCAAGCACCGCCGCCUCAUUAUGUCUGGGCCCAGCGGCACCGGCAAGACCUACCUCACUUCUCGCCUGGCAGAGUACCUGGUGGACCGCAGCGGUCGAGACCUCAACGACGGCAUUGUGGUCACCUUCAACAUGCACCGCCAGUCUUGCAAGGAUCUCCAGCUCUGCCUGUCCAACCUGGCCAAUCAGAUUGACCGGGAAACCAGCACCGCUGAAAUUCCAUUGGUGGUUAUCCUGGAUGAUAUACAUGAUGCCACUUCCAUCAGCGAGCUUGUCAACGGGGCCCUCACCUGCAAAUACCACAAAUGUCCUUACAUCAUUGGAACUACCAACCAGCCGGUGAAGAUGACCCCGAACCAUGGCCUGCACCUCAGCUUCAGGAUGGUGACCUUCUCUAAUAAUGUGGAGCCAGCCAAUGGCUUCCUGGUGCGUUACCUGCACAGGAAGUUGAUGGAGGCGGAGGACGAGAGGAGCCUGGCCAACGAGGACCUCCUCAGGGUGCUGGACUGGGUGCCCAAGCUGUGGUACCACCUGCACACCUUCCUGGAGAAACACAGCACCUCUGACUUCCUCAUCGGCCCGUGUUUCUUCCUGUCCUGUCCUGUGACUGUGGAGGAGUUCCGCUCCUGGUUCAUUGACCUUUGGAACCUCUCCAUUAUCCCCUACCUYCAGGAAGGAGCCAAGGAUGGCAUUAAGGUGCAUGGUCAGAAGGCGGUAUGGGAGGACCCAGUGGAGUGGGUGAGGGGCACCCUGCCCUGGCCCUCAGCCCAACAGGACCAGGCCAAGCUGUUCCACCUGCCUCCCCCCAGCAUGACCUCUGGAGGCCCAGGCCAGCCCAGCGAGGCCUCAGCCAGGCCUCUUAAUAAGGAGACCCCACCCAGCUCCAUGGACACCCUGGACCCUCUGAUGGCUAUGUUGUUGAAGUUGCAAGAGGCAGCCAAUUGCAUUGAAUCUCCGGACAGAGAAACAAUGGACCCCAGCCUCCCUACAUUUUGAACAUCAACUUCAACUGUAGACUCAAAACCUAGCCCUUCAAAUAGCUCUAAAUAUUUACCCCUAUGCGAGCUCUAGUAUAUUCAGGAACAAAAACUCCAAUAUAGUUUUCUGCUCCUUUUGGACCUUAUCUUUAAUCUCCGCAAACAACAAUCACACUACAUAUGGUUGAAUGAGAAGCCAUUUUGUUUUGAUGUUUUGAAAUUGUAUUCAAUCAUGCCAAGUCAUACCAACAGAUAUUAUAGUGAGAGAAAACAUUUUGAUUUCUUGAACUCGAGGUUAUAUUCAUAAUACACAAGUAUGAAGUCUCUCUUUCUUUCUACUGAAGCCUUCUCUCUAUCACUGCUACCCUCGAUAGAAACAGGUGCUAAAUAUCUAGAUAAUUAGUAUCACUCUUACUUUCGAAAUGUAUCCUCAUCUCUCAUUGGUCUAAGCAGGUGAUUCUUCCAACAGCAAAUUCAAAUGACAAAAUAGCACCAUUCUUGCUUGUCAACUUUUGCCCAACAACAGCAACAUGGCCUGCAGUGUGCAUGUAAAAUUAAGUCAGUUUGAGACCCGUUUUGGCUUAUUGGAAAGAGUAUGACGGCGUGUUGUAUGGCUUGUCAGGUUGUAUAGUCCUGGUCCUGAAUACAUAUCGAUCGAUCAAUCUUUGAAGGCCAAAUCUUAGACAUAUGCAACUCUUAUACAUAACCAGGUGAACUUGUUUGACUCUGUGACCAAACAUACUGAAUGCCUUAAUAAAUAUAUUCCUUAUGGUAACCUCAAGAUGAACAGCAGUAUACAACAGUGGUGCUUUGCUUUAUAACCAUCGCCGAGCAGAGUAGUGAGUGCCAGGACAUUGGCUUUUUACCCCCCCCACGCGUAGUUCAGUGUAGUCCUGCACACGUCCGUUUUUUGGCGCCGCACCCGCCCCGUCCACAUCAUUUCCGAGCCUCYCCUGAUAUCCGACAUCAGGACCGUUUUUUCUCUGCAUAGAGUUGUUCCAAGAGACGAUCCGUGACACUCCAAAUAACAUCAAUUUGUUUGACUGUUUUUAUGACUCCAGAGUAGUAAGGGAAAAGGGGGGAUACCUAGGAAGUUGUACAACUGAAUGCAUUCAACUGAAAUGUGUCUUCCACAUUUACCCCUCAGGCUAUUCCCAUUCCCCGCYGGAAUGAAUUUGUCUGUUCAAUGUUUGGAUAAAAUGAAACCAUGCCAUGAGUUAAGGCCUAUGUUCCUAUUUUCACAAUGCAAUGCGGCACAUUGACAACUCAAAUCGCUUUGAAUAGGAUCCUUCUAAUUAGCCUUCUUCUUACUUAACGAAAGCCUAUUAGCCGACAUAACAAAACAAUACCUUUACAUUCAAACGUAAGUAAACAUUUCCCAUAAUUGAAUAGGCUGUAGGUUGCAAAAAUAGCCUACAUUCAUUCAGUAGGCUAUUUACUACUCAAACGUUUACCAGCCUCACAGGAUGAAACUUUAUARGGCCUGCGUAUGGUCUAAAUAAAUGAAAGCCUGAAUUAUUGUAAUAAUGAACUUCUWUUAACUGAAUUAACAUCAACAAAUACCUGCUUGCACUUUUGCAGGCUGUAUCCAUACCGGGUUGUUGUCCUUGUCUACAAUGACUCCAAAUCCUUCCAGACRGGGGAUUUCACUCACGCAGCACCUGUUUCCAUGAUGGUGUAUUCCACCAUCAUAACCCUUUGAUAGGAAUGUGUUCAUUCCACCCGCCAGCUGAUUCUUUUUUGCAGGUCAACUGCGGGGAACCGUGGGUAGUUCAGGGUUGAUUUUAAUGUCACGUAACUAUAUUUGAGGGAUAAACAAUGUGUUCCAGGUAGUCUAGAUGGUGGGGAUCCGGCUUUCAUGGUCAAGCGAGAAAACAGGAUUGAACAGAGCAGCACACAGACACAUGGUUAUUUCCUUAUGGUUAAUAUCUUUACUUAUCAUUCAUUGCAAAAUUACAAACGCUGUCCACUCUAACCAACACAUUUAACGAUGUCAUCAGUACAUACUAAUUUCAGCUUCUGUGGUAUUAGUUCCUCAUUUUGUUGCGAGCAGCAUACAUUUUCAUUUAUUUGACUGAACUGACGAAGAUUUGAAAUCGAACUAUCUGUUUGAAGAUAAGGCCACGCCAGUACUACCCACAUAUAAAAUCAGGUAUUACUGAGAUUUUUGUUUUUGUUUGGAAUAACACUUAAGCAACUACUGUUUGCUUAUAGCUUAGAUAUUGUUUGGCUUUUAUUUUCAAUAUGGUGAGGUAUGCUCUAAUCUAUUCCACGACAUAAUUCGGUGUAGUUACUUUGCUCAGUGCUGUAUUUCCAAUAUCGAUUUCAGUUAUUUUAUCUACACUAGUUGCAUGGCGCAAAUAUCUAAUAUGCUGAACCAAAUACUUUACUGUAAUCUUGCAUAUUGACAGUCUAGUUUGGGGUCAGAGUAUAAAAGUGCUAAAAAUAAUGUACAUGUACAUUGAGAUCUUUUACUCAGUGUGGUAGCCGUAUAACAUCGCAGAUCAUCUAGGUGCUUUCGAAUAUAGCCUUUUCCCAAAGCUACGGUCUCAUUCCUAGUAGAAAACAUGUAUUUAGGCCUAUUACCAAGACGGGUGAGUGAACGUCAGUAUUUAGAGUUCUCUGUUGCACCCCACAAAUCCUUUUCGUCAGACACAGGUUAACUCUGRUAUUAACAGUCCUUCAUCUACUGUAGCAACCAAUGGUGCUCUCCCCUCUUUUUGACUGGUACUAUUGCUUUGCUCAUCUUUSGUUUAGGUAAUGACCGUUCAGACACACAGCAUAAAAUAGAAGAAACAUCUGUUUGCGCAUAGCAAUGAUCAAGGYCCAUUUCCCACUUCAGAGGCAUGGAAUAUAGAAAGAUCGGUUGAUCAAAACAAGAUAGAAGUCAAAGACAAUGUACAUCUUUGUAUAAUGAGGUAAUUUUAGAGUAUAGUGGGUUACAGUAGUGUUCUCAGAAGAUACAACUGGCCAUACUGGCGGYUGCUGAAACAARGUAGGAGAAUCAGUCUGUGUUUUGGACUCUUCACACUAAUGAUYUAUAAUCCCUUUAUCAUAAGUCACCUGUAUAUAAAGUGUCAUUUAAUYUCAGAUUGCUUUCUUUGUACAAUGGUUAUCACAACAGAAAGAAAUGGUGCACACUGUCAAAGGUCAUUAUUAAGCACAGUGCAACUAAACCGCCGCGAUGAAGUUAAAACACGGUACAUUCCCUUUUUACUUCAUUUUUUUUUUUUUUGUAUGCUUUUGCAUCAAACUGUUAAACGACUCCAUCUGAUGACUUGAAGCCAAUGGCUUUUGCUGCCUUGUGUGGUCACAUUUUUACAAAUUGAAUGGAAUCCUUGAUAAAUCCAUAUGUGUGAAAAGAUGCCCCUUUGGCCAAUCCAUUUCACAAUGACACCAUGGCUGCGUUUACACAGGCAGCGCAAUUCUAAUCUMUUGCCUAAUUAUUGUAGAAAGAGUUGAUCGGAUUGGUCAAAAGACCAAUAAGUGGGAAAAGAUCCGAGUUGGGCUGCCUGUGUAAACUCAGCCGACUAGACCCYUAUGAACCUUCUGUCAUCUUAAUGAAUAGCCUCAUUAACUACUCUGCAUUGUUUUACUAUUUAGAAGAAUAUAUUAUACCCCGUAUCUAUGUAUGCAAGCAAACAAARGCCAUUCUGCUCGUUCUUCAUCUCAUUCACUGGUCGUUGUGGCUGUUGCGCUGUAGUGGCUGUGCUGUGUGUUUUGCUAACUAUCUUUUGUAUCAGGACUAUGCAGCAACUUCUACUGGUGUUGGCAAUUAGAGAAAAGAAAACGGUCAAAAUUGUUCUGAAAGCUAACAAACCCAGUCUUGCCCCAGUCUUGCCCCAGUCUCGCAGUAAGUUGGACCAAAUGACGAUUAUGAGUUAAUUUUCCAAGCAGGGUUUGACUAUGCCUUAAUGUGAAUUUUGAUGCGAGUGUUGCAUUGAGACAGAGUGAGUAUGUGACCUUUGACAAUGGAAGGGAUGCUUUGUGUCAAACCUUGGUCCCACAACACACCACCUGACUUUGAAUUGGUGGUAAAAACCUGGGCUUUAGCUCAGUGGGCUAACAUACCCUUGUGGCGCACAGGAAACCUGGGUUUGAACUCAGGUCGGUCACAUGAGGGAUAUGAUGUGUAGGUUAUAGAGUUUGUUGUCCAAAGGUUUAGGCCUGUAUUGCAGUUGGGCACAAUUGAACUAUUAUCUAAGAUCAUAGUUCAACAUAAAAACUUGAUAAAAAAAAYAUUCUAAGAUAAAUCAAUGUUUUUUUUAUAUCAGGGUCUUCAAAAAAUCUUAAACAAAUCUGAAGCUCUUGGAAAUUAAGUAUUUCCACUUGAUGAAGGCCAAUACAGGUUGCUGAAUAGUCAUAAUUAUUUUUCAAAGCUUGUUAUUGACUCACAAUAAAAAUAUAAAAACUGUAAUGAUGGUAUCUAAUGUCACUGACGGGCAAAUGUGAUGGAUUUUUAAAUGUUGUAAAUGCAUGCCAAAUGAGUGUGUGAACAAAAUAUGUAAUAGCAUCAGCGUAUUGUUAGGGGUUCAUUCUAUAUAGAAAAUGCUUUUUCUUUUUAAUAUGCUGAUAUUUGAUAUUUCUUUUUCUAAGGAAUCCUUUGUAAAAUUUCAUUUAUCUAUUUUGUACAGGAUUUCAUAAUUGUAAACAUUGUAAAUAGUUCUGCAUACUGUAUGCGACAACAAUCAUUAAGGAAAACAAAUAACUCCAUAAAGGCCUAUUACCAGACUAAUAACUUAUCACUCCAGAGUUGAGCCCGAUACAUGGAGAGGUAGGCAUGCUUCUGAAAUGACAUUUUCAUCCACCUAUCGCUGUUCGUUCCAGUCAAUAAAAUCAUGUCAUAUAUGA
Salvelinus sp. IW2-2015 is the source of this 10920-nucleotide messenger RNA. Lineage: Eukaryota; Metazoa; Chordata; Actinopteri; Salmoniformes; Salmonidae. The record is from RefSeq and is a predicted model, not a curated record.